Messenger RNA from Oncorhynchus gorbuscha (pink salmon), 710 nucleotides. RefSeq lists its product as uncharacterized. Gene Ontology annotation, cellular component: ruffle membrane; plasma membrane; vesicle. Gene Ontology annotation, biological process: positive regulation of ruffle assembly; regulation of Rho protein signal transduction; Rho protein signal transduction. Gene Ontology annotation, molecular function: actin binding. The record is from RefSeq and is a predicted model, not a curated record. Lineage: Eukaryota; Metazoa; Chordata; Actinopteri; Salmoniformes; Salmonidae. The transcript is spliced from 5 exons. The coding region runs from base 1 to 630 and encodes 209 amino acids.
AUGACCCCUAGCCCCUAUCCUAAUGACAGUCCCUUCAUCAAUAAUGACAGUCCCUUCAUCAGUAAUGACAGUCCCUUCAUCAAUAAUGACAGUCCCUUCAUCAGUAAUGACAGUCCCUUCAUCAGUAAUGACAGUCCCUUCAUCAAUAAUGACAGUCCCUUCAUCAAUAAUGACAGUCCCUUCAUCAGUAAUGACAGUCCCUUCAUCAGUAAUGACAGUACCUUCAUCAGUAAUGACAGUCCCUUCAUCAAUAAUGACAGUCGCCCCUUCAUCAAUAAUGACAGUCCCUUCAUGAGGAACUACGAUGCCUACGGCAGCAGAGGUCAGCCGAAACUGUUUGCCAAAUCCAAGUAUGACUUUGUGGCCAGAAACAACACGGAGCUGUCAUUGGUACAGGACGAGGUUGUGGAGGUGCUGGAUGACAGGAAGCAGUGGUGGAAAGUGUGUAACUGCUCCGGGGCGUCUGGUUAUGUGCCAAACAACAUCCUGGAGGUCACCAAGGCUGUGGACGUCACGGUGCGGGGGGAACCCAUCUAUAGCCAUACUAUACAGCUAAUGAUGCCAAAGAAGGAGUUUGAGUUGUUCAAGUCGGAGCCGGCCCUAACCUUCUGCAGUCGGAGCAGGCCCUAACCUCCUGCAGUCGGAGCCGGCCCUAACCUUCUGCAGUCGGAGCAGGCCCUAACCUCCUGCAGUCGGAGCCGGCCCCUAAC